This is a messenger RNA of Symbiodinium natans, 1254 nucleotides long. Lineage: Eukaryota; Dinophyceae; Suessiales; Symbiodiniaceae. The record is from the annotation of a GenBank genome assembly.
AUGCCAGAAAGGCUUGCGGAAGAUGCGAGAAGCUUGCUCCAGAUCAACCGAGCCAUCACCGCGGCCGGCAAGGCACGGCAAACUUCCCACGCACUCGACCUGCUGGCAUCGAUUGCUGAGGCUAGGCUGCGCCCGGACGUCGUCAGCUACAACGCAUCCGUAGCUGUGUGUGAGCGGUCGACGCAGUGGACUCAAGCAGUGGGCCUCCUGGACCAGAUGGCGGCGGCCGGCGUUCUUGGGAACAUCAUCACCAAGAACAGCGCCCUCGGCACCCUCAAGGAAGUGGUGCCCACGACUUCAGGUGAGACCUGGGUGACCGCCCUGUCCUCACUCGUGGCCCUGGGCUGCAGCCGGCUGCGGCCGGACGUGAUUAGCUUCAACAGCACCAUGAGCGUGGCUGUCCGAGCGGCCGAGUGGCAGUCCGCCAUCGGCCUCUUUGAGGAUCUCGGCACUGAUGCCGUGGAGCGCAGCAAGAUCAGCUACAGCACAACCAUCAGCGCGUACGAGAGGCUUGGAAGGUGGCUCGGGGCUCUUGAGACCUGGACCAAGCUUGGCAGCGCGCGGUGGGAGCCGGACGUCAUCUCCUACAACAGCAGCCUGAGCGCCUGUGAGAAGGCCGGCCGCUGGCACAUCGCUCUGCAGUUGCUCGGGGAUAUGGCUGCCCAAGCUCACGAGCCGGACGUCAUCAGCUGCAGCAGCUGCAUCAGCGCCUGCGCGCAGGCCAGCCCAUGGCUCCUUGCAAUGUCGCUCCUCUCGGCCAUGGGGGCCCAGCUCCUGCCGCCAAACACGAUUACCUACAACGCGGCCAUUGGCGCCUGCGAGGGCCAGGGCCAAUGGCUCACCGCCCUGGAGCUGUUGGCCAACAUGCUGCGCGCAGCUCUGGCAUCAAAGGUGCCCACGGUGGUGAGCUUCAGCAGCGCCAUCAGCGCCUGCGUCCGAGGGGGGGACUGGCCAGUGGCCCUGGCGCUGCUAGACGAGAUGCCCCGGAGGCGCCUGAGUCCCAACGUCAUCAGCUACAGCGGGGUCAUCAGCGCCUGCGAGAAAGGAAGCCAGCGGACUCUGGCUCUCAGAUUCCUGGGCGCGAUGGAAGAGGCAUCAGUCGCUGGGGACGUCGUGAGCUACAGCAGUGCCAUGAGUGCCUGCGAAGAGCUGGGCCGCUGGCAAACCGCGCUUCACCUCUGGGAGCUCAUGGAGGCAGAUGGGGUCACGCCGAACGUAGUGACGCUCAACACGGCCAUCAGCACCUGCAGCAAG